ACUGUAAUUUGUUGUUUUACGGUAGGCCCUACAGUAUACUAGGUACCGGUACACUGACUGUAUGGAAGCACGAUCCCAUAAAACUCAGCUACCUGCCUGAGCUCCAGACAUCGAAUACAUUUCAGGAAAUCUCUCAAUCGGGAUGAGGGUAAACUCCAAUUCCAUGCGAUCUUGGUGAAUUAGUAGAAGAAAUCAAGAUGGAUAGCAUUAUUCCUCCAGAGUUUCCAGAGGGAGUCUUUGUGGAAGAUGGAAAAGACACUUCUGAUCCACCUAAGGUAGAAUCUGCUGAGAAAGAGAAGCUUCUUGAGGGGGAGGAUGUGCACAUGUCCAGCUUCUUGUCCGACUGGGAUACGGAAGCUGACCAGGGUGGACGCAUGGUCACGGCCGACAGCGGCGAUGACCGCUCCAUAGACAGUCUUCCUAUGUCACCCGACGAAGCCAACUCCAAUCAGAAUGCCGACAUUCCAGUCCGAGGCAUGGCGCCGGUCCUGGUUGGCGAGGAAACAAGCCACGCCUUCUUCUGCUUCGCUUGGGAGGACGACGAGUGGACCAUAAACGUGGUCCGCAAGCUGGAAUCCACCGCAUAUGGAUUCACCUGUGACAACAGCAACCACAAGUGGGAUCCCGGCGUUGCCAAGAUGGACAAGAUUAUCAACUGUAUCUCCACCUCCAAGAAGCUGGUGCUAGUCUUGUCGCCAGACUUUAUGCGCAGUCCAUGGUGCACGUAUGAGAAUAUGCGUGCUUUGCGCGUUCAUUACACGAACACAGCAAAGGUAAUAUUGGUGGUGUUGAAUGAGAUGGAUCUCCCGGACUUUCUGGAUGGGAUACCGACCAUUAAUGCGAUGUCAAGGAACUUUUGGCAGAGAUUUGUCGCCGCAUUAAGAUUAGGUUCAAGCUUAGAUGCCCACGAUGCCUCUGUUAACAACAAUGUGCCUGCCCUGUACAACAGUGCUCAUCUCGCAACCAUUCAGUCCAGUACAGAUUGCUGUUGUAAGGCAAGAUUUGAUACUAUUUACUGUCCUGAUGAACUAGCAAGAAAAGGCGUUCAGAUACCUCAGCGGGAUUACACCUCGGCCAUCACCGCCAUCUUGGACGCUCCGAAGAUGAGAUGGUACACGUUGUGGUACAACCGUUUCUUCAGCUCCCUCAUCUGUGCCAUCAUCACCGCCCUCAUCAUCGUGGGUGUGGUCGGUAACCUUAGUAACUUCCAUAACAAAGAAUCGGGCGGUCUCCAUGUCGGGAUAUCCCUCCUCAUCGCUGUUGUCCUGUCCGCUGUUGUGGUCGGCCUCCUGCAUCUUAUUGUCUUCUAUGAAAAGAGAAAGUUAAACGUUUUAAUAGAAGCUAACCUAUCCCGUGCUAACAUGGUGUUCUCCAAGCAUAACAUCCUGGUUGGGAUGACCGAUAAAUUCAACUGGUGCUGGAACAGAGCUGUGCUUCAUUUUGUAUAUUUUGAUUUGGCAGAAUGUAGGAAAGAGAUGGUAAAAUUCUUGAAUGACAAUCGCAAUACAGGAGAUGUGGACAUUGGUUUAAAUCAGAAUUCGUCAGUAAGUGUUGAAAUGCUGCCCUCUGGAGGAUGUGAUGGAGAUACCGCUCGGCUCACCAUGGAUACUAAACUCCGGACAUUGUCCCCUCAGACUCUUAUUGCCGAUACAGACCCAAGAUCUGUUGAGGAGGAAGCAGAGUUGUACCUCAUGCAGAACAGUGCAUCGUAUAUCAACAAACUACUCAAAAAGCAGUUAGUGGGACCAUUAAGAAAGAGACAUUGUAGGACCACUGUAUGCCUGUGUCAGUACGUCCAAAAGACAGUCUUCAGUGUUCCAGUAUAGCACCCACCAGAAGUUGACAGAUUUUCAUUCAUUGUGUGCAGCAACUGUGUGUCUCUUGUCUGACUGGUUUGAAUGCACUGCGAGUAUGGUGUUUGUGUUGAUUAUGGUGUUUGUUGGUUGGUGUUAUUGUUGGUGUACAGGUCAUGGAUUGGACUACAGAAGUGGGCUCCAACACCAUCAAUGAUUGUAUGUCAUUUCAAGCAUGGUGCUGGUGUUAGUGUUGAGAACAUGAAUUUUGGAUCCUAGGACUCAUCUCCUACAACAAUACAAAUUAUAGAUUAAUACAAAUAUAGUGUUGGUAUUGGUGUUGGUGUUAAGCAUGAAUAAGGUUCCUGAACUCAUCCCCAACAUCAACACCAACAUAGGUGAAUAGUGGUUGGUGUUAGUUUUUAGAGCAUAAAGAAGGCACCUAAAUUCAUCUCCAACACCAUCACUGAUUAAAUAUGAUUUCAACUAUUGGGUUGAUGUUGGUGUUAGUGUUGAUCACAUGAAUCAGGCUCCUUAUUUUGGCAUCAACAUCUGCAUUGAAUAUAGGUAAUAUCAAGUAUGAUGUGGGUUUUGGUGUUAGUGUUGAGAGCAUGUAUCGGGCUCUACUACUCAGCUUCAACAGCAACUCUAACUAUACCAGUAGGUGAUUUUGAAGUUCAGUGUUGCUGUUGCUUAUUUGGUUUAGUGUUGAGAGUAUGAAUCAGGCUCCUAAAAUCAUAUCAUCAACACUGACUAUAGGGGAUUUCAAAUAUGGUGUUUGUGUUGAUGUUUUAUGUGAUAGUGUUAAGAACGUAAACCAGACAACUGAACCCAGGUCCAACAUUAACACUGAGUGUAGGUAAAAUCAAGUAUAGUGUUUUUCUUGGGAGCAUGAAUCAGGCUCUUUAAUUUUGCUUCAACAUCAACACUGAGUAAUGGUAUUGGUGUAGGUGUUAGUGUUGAGAGCAUGAAUCAGUCGAUUGUGUUACUAAUAGCCAAAAAGCUGAUAAAAAUUCAAACUCCUGCCUCAUUUUAGAUUUGGUGUUGUUACUGGUGUUUAUUUUGUCUUGACACCAGUGUCAACUUUCAACACUGCACUAAAAAUACCUAAUGAGGUUGUCAUCAUUAUCAUCAUCAUCAUCAUAUCAUUUAACUUCAGAUUUCCCAAUUUUAGGAGUUGGCAUAAGAUCCUGACCAUUGCACUUCUCUUUUAUGAAAUGUGUGAGAAUCAAUAUGUGUAUUCAAGCAAUGUGUGUUUGAUUGAUGAGGGUAAGAGAUUUAUAUAUAUGAUAGAAAGUAUUGCAAAGUAUUGCGUAAAUUGUGCCUUUUUUGUCAAUAAUUGAAUUGAAUUUUGCAAAUACAACUCUUGCUCGAUCCUUUAUGAAUAUAAUGAGCAUCAAAAUAAAAAUAAAUGAUUUAUGUUUGAUUCAUGUCAUAUAUGUACAGUACUCUGAUAUUACUGCAGAUGUAUUAAAUUGUUAAAUUGUGAUUAUUCCAUCAAAUGGAAUAUAUUGAAGUACUAAAUGUAAUCAUUUAAUAAACUGUAUCUCCUCUCUGAAACCUUCAGAAAUUACUUAGACGGAGGUCAAGGCGGCCACAUUUACAUUUUCCAUCUUAUUUUUCCAAUUCUUUUUAUCAUGUAAUUUUGUAGUAAAGUAAUUUAUUAAAUUAAAAUGUUUGUUGCUAUCAAAAUGAAAUAAACCAUUAUUAGUACUCAGUGCAAGUACAUCCUUUAGAGAUAUAUAUUGAGGACCAGUGAUAGACUAUAUGGGCAUUUUCACCACAGAUGGACACAGAGGCAAAAAAAUCAAGUUGAUAUUCAUGUAAAAUGCUUUAUGUUUUUUAAUAAAACAAGACCUGAAGUUUCUGAGACAAAUUUUUUUUUCGACUCUGGCAGCCAUUUUUUAUUUCAAAAUGGCUGCCAAAGUAUGGAUACAAAUUAGUGUUGAAAAUAGUAUAUUGAUACAUAUUUUGUUUUGACAGAUUUUUAAAGAACAGGUUUGAUCAUGAUGUUUUCGCCUGUGAUUUAGCUUGCUAUUAUAACACUCUUUAAAAUCCCACAGAAAGAAACACCAGUAAUUCAUUCAUCUGAUAAAAAAACAUUGAUGAAGUAUGUGAUAUGGUAUGUAAUGUCAGUUACCGAAAACAUGAUUUUUUUUUUCUCAUUUCCUGGAAAAGAGGAUAUAUUAUAUGAAACUUGGUAGAUUUCCUCUCUAGGUAACACCCCUCCCUUCUACACCAAAAUUAAAGAUUACCAAUUAACAAUGAAGCCAUAGGGUACCAUUAAAUAUAUGUAAUGUCAGUUACCAAGUGUAAAAUGUAAUGUCAGUUACCGAGAUGUAAUGUCAGUUACCAUGAUAAAACAUUGGUUUCCAAUAUUGAAAUGCAAAUAUGUGGUCAAUUUUAUGGUGAAGAAAUAUUGUAUACUUGUUAUUUAAGUCUUUCACUUUAAAAGUCACACCAGAAGGAGCUUGCUAUUGACUUUUAAAAGGUAUAGUUCACAAGGAAUACUAUAUGAAAUUAAUGAAAUUGUGAAGGAGUUGCAUUCCCAUCGUGCAAAAAAAAUUACUAUGAAAUUGUUUUGUACAUGCACUUACCAAGUACAUAAUUGUUUGUAUCAGACAAUUUUUUGUUUGGUUUUCGGGGGGGGGGGGUAGGGGGUACUUUUCCCAACCUAUUGCCUAAAUCUGCAACAUUUUUUAAGCUUAACAUUGUGAUGAAGGGGAUUUCCAGGGUCCCUUUUUAGUUUCUAGGAUUCUUUUGAGCAUUGCCUCGCUAAAGGCAAAUUCCUGGUUUUUAUACCUGUUAGUAGUGUGGAUGUGUGAUACAAUUUUGUUUUUGGUUUACAAGUAUAGAUGAAAAGUGAAAUUUGACAGUUCUGAUCAAUGUUGCAUGGAUCUACUAAAACUGUGUUUUUUUUCUUCUAAUUUACAAAUAGUUCAGUUUCAGUUUAGAAGCUGGAGUUUAUUUUUUGUUGACAGCUUAAAAAAGAAAUUAGCAAAGAAAAUGAUUAAACAAAUUAUGAUGAGAAUUGAAAUCCGACAGAUAUGAACAAGCAUUGCUUGCACUGACCAGAAUAGAAAUCAAUAAAACUACAUGGCUGCAUGAGAUUCGGGGGAGGGGUAUGUGUAGCCUAGGGGAGGGGGAGGUUGGAGAAGGAAAAGGUUUAAAAAGUCAAUAUAAAACUGAUGAAUAUAUUAUGGGUAUAUAGUCAGAAAAAUCCAUGUGUACAGUCAAUGCAAUAUUAAAUUACUAAUAGGAAAACAUGUAGCUGCUAUGACCCCACCAACCCCACCCCCGCGAGUAAGUAAAACGUACAUUUCUUAUCUUUUGAUAAUUAAAAAUGUGAAGUAUUAUGAAACUUUUAUGAUUUUAAAAAGCCUUACAUAUAAGUACCAAGAAAAUUAUGCCUUUGAAAAUCAUAUAGCACUGGUAAAUGUUAAUGUGUAUUGUCAGUUACCGACAAGUAAUUGUAAAAAUGUUCAAAUCAAAGAAAGGAAUUAAGAAAAAGAAAAAGUUUUUUCAUUGAAAUGUUCCUAGAAACUCGGGUAUACUUCCACAUCAAGCUCACUUUCAUGUGAAGCCCUGCACAGAAGAUACAAUGCAAUGAUUCCACACAUUUGACUUCCAUGUGUUAUCUCUAUGGCAAAUUAAGUGUAAUGUCAGUUACCGUAAUGUCAGUUACCAGCAUGGUUGUGGAAAACUUAUCAUAGCCCCCAAAAGACAAAAACAAAAUGUUUAAUAUUUUGACACAUGUUAACCUAGUAACGAAGGUAUAUUUACAUAUUCAAAUUAUUACUCUAUCUACUCAGGGACAUGAGAUAUUUCAAUUUUAAGGAACACCCUGAAAUUGCAUGUCCUUUUGCGUAAUGUCAGUUACCGACACAUUUUUGCUUGCUCAUGCGUAAAAAAAUGUGGUUACAUAGGAAAACUUAGUAUCAGAGUAUACAGCAAGGUUCACUUUAUUAACUCUAUCAAAAGCAAACUCCCAUCAUUUGUUGUUUUAGAGAUACACACAAUGAAAGGUGUGAAAACAUUGUGCCGUGUAAUGUCAGUUACCGUGAAAAUGCCCAUAUAUGGAAUCAAGUGAUUUAACAAUGUUGAAAUUGGAAAGGUGUAGAAAUAAUUAACCUGAUGAAUAGAAAACUCCCCGAGCUUUUUUUUUAAUG
Molecule: messenger RNA, 5962 nt
Organism: Lytechinus pictus (painted urchin)
Lineage: Eukaryota; Metazoa; Echinodermata; Echinoidea; Temnopleuroida; Toxopneustidae
Exons: 12
Coding region: 198-1826 (542 amino acids)
Biological process (GO): signal transduction
Source: RefSeq, a predicted model, not a curated record